Parnassius apollo (apollo) is the source of this 2016-nucleotide messenger RNA. The record is from the annotation of a GenBank genome assembly. NCBI's taxonomy places the organism in Eukaryota, Metazoa, Arthropoda, Insecta, Lepidoptera, Papilionidae.
AUGGUUUAUUGUGUAAUAUUCGAUUUAAUGGGUGCAAUGUUCUUGUGGACUUUUUGUUUUACUUUAAACAUAUUAGCUCAUGAUGUACAUUCUGAGACGUCAUCUAGUUCAGCUUCUUUAAAAAUCCAUUCCGAGCUAGCGGAAAGUCCUACAAUCCCCACAAUAACGCCACGUGAACUAGAAACCAAAACCGAUACAAAAACAAAAAAAAUAUCAUGUGGAUCUACUACAAUUACUUGUAAAAAAGACCCAUAUAGAUCUUUUGAUGGAACUUGCAAUAAUUUAGAAAAUCCUUCUUGGGGCGCAGCGAAGGAACCCUUUGCAGAAUUAGUAAAAAAUAGCUAUGCUGAUGGUGUGCAUCAAUUUCCUGAAACGUCAGAGAAUAAACAAUUACCGAAUCCCCGUGCUAUUAGUCUACUUCUUUUUCCAUACAAAAAUAUUAUUGAUUAUAAAUGGAACCUAAAUACAAUGCAAUGGGGUCAAAUAAUUGCUCACGACAUGUCUUUAAGCGGUAGAACUACACUCAUCACUGAUAAUCCUCCGACAUGCUGUGACAGCGAAGGUCAACUGACAUCGGCAUCGGAAAAAAAUCCUUUCUGCGCACCUAUAAUCAUUCCAGAGAAAGAUGUUGUCAACAAAGCACAUGGAAGGACAUGUAUGGACUUUAUAAGAACAGUUUCGACAAAGGAUAUUAACUGCACUUCAUCAAAAUCGCCCUCCUUCCCGAUAAAUGAAAUCACGGCUUACCUGGAUCUCUCUUUGACAUAUGGUAAUAGUAAGAAACAAGCCGAUUCACUGCGUGAAGGUCGAGGGGGUCGCUUAAAAGUAGUUGAACGAAAUGGCGGAACGUGGCCACCACAGGCUGCUAAUGCUUUGCAGACCUGUUCCGGCGCAACCAGCGCUGAUGAACCGUGCUACGUAGCUGGUGAUGCAAGAGUGAAUCAAAAUCCUCAACUAACUGUUCUACAAGUGAUCCUACUUAAAGAACACAACCGUAUUGCUGAUACAUUGUCUGACAUAAACAAACAUUGGGACGACGAAAAAAUUUAUCAAAUAGCACGGCGAAUUAAUAUAGCAAUUAAUCUCUAUAUUCAUUACAAUGAGUUUCUGCCAAUAUUGCUAGGUGAGGACAAUAUGGUAAAGAAUAAACUUAUAUAUCCAAACGCAAAGGGUUAUGUUAAUGAUUACAAUCCAAAUGUAAAAGCAGGAGUGCUCAAAGAGUUCGCGACAGCUGCCUAUAGAUAUUUCCAUACGUUGAUACGUGGUCAAAUAAGACUGUACAAAGAAAGUCGAUUUCUAUAUCGGUCUAUAAGAUUAAGUGACUGGAUGAACAAGCCAUCAAUACUUGAGGAAAAUGACGGCUACGAUGGCUUAGCGAUAGGUUUAUCUUUUCAACACCAACAUAAAAGUGACCAAUACUUCGACCGUGAAAUCACUCAGUACUUAUUUAAGGGAAACAAAACUUUUGGUGAUGAUUUGCGAGCUAUUGAUAUUCAACGUGCUCGCGAUCAUGGUGUAGCCAACUAUAUUGAUGUUCGGUCUUAUUGUGGUCUUUCCAUCCCAAAGGAGUUCGACGAUCUACGAGACUACAUGUCAAGAAAGAACGUAAAGGCACUGAAAUCAAUAUAUAAAAGAGUGGAAGACAUUGAACUUACUGUAGGAGGAUCAUUGGAGAAACAUGUGUCUGGGACUUUAGUUGGGCCCACUUUUCUUUGCAUCUUACUUAGACAGUUUUACAUCACGCGCGUUGGAGACCGAUACUUUUAUGAAAAUGGAGACGACAAGGAAAUCGCUUUUACUCUUGACCAACUACAAACUAUUCGUAAAGGAUCUUCAAUGGCGCGUUUAUUCUGUGAUAAUGGCAUUCACAUAAAGAAAAUGCAAGCGAAAGCCUUCGAAUUGGUGUCUCCAUGGAACACCAUAGUUCCAUGCGAUCAGCUGCCAUUUGUUAAUUUAACUCUAUGGAAAGACACACAAGAAAACGAAAAAUGUAAAUGUGAAGAUAAAGUUCACUAG